Messenger RNA from Leptinotarsa decemlineata (Colorado potato beetle), 1890 nucleotides. It is a transcript of the gene CycB3, whose product is annotated as Cyclin B3. The record is from RefSeq and is a predicted model, not a curated record. Lineage: Eukaryota; Metazoa; Arthropoda; Insecta; Coleoptera; Chrysomelidae. Gene Ontology annotation, molecular function: cyclin-dependent protein serine/threonine kinase regulator activity. Gene Ontology annotation, biological process: mitotic cell cycle phase transition.
AGCAAAACAAAACAAACAAACAAAAGCUGAAAUAAUUCACAUGCUUAGCAAUUUGAAACUAUGAAGUGAUAAAUAUUGGCUUGAAAGAUGAACGGAAAAAAACUGCUAAGCAAUUCUAGUGACAUGUGUUUUAUUCUUCACUAAAAAUUCUGAGGCAUCCAUCAGGGGACAGAGCAGCCAUGGCUCCUCUAAAAACACACCCAAACAUACUCACAAGUCUUGCGCUAAAAGACAUCAUCUCAACGAGAAGUAAAGUCCCCAUGAACAUUCCUCAAAUCAAAAACACGAAAGAUGUUGUUCGGCCUAAGCGAAAGGCUGAUUGUUCUCCAUCCAAAGAAAACAGAGGCAACAAUAAAAGGAAACCCAUGGGUGAUCGGGAUGUUAAUGCCACCGAAAUGAAAAUAAAAGCUGCUGAUGACAAACAGAAAAAAGUUGCACCAGUGAAAAAAGCUACUGUGCAGGUUAGGGCAUUACCCUCAGUGAAAACGGUGCAGAAACAAAGGCAGAAUGAAAAUCUGCCGCCCCCACAAGCACCAGGGCACAAGAUUGUAACAAGAGCAGCCGUGAAGAAUGUUGUACCAAAUCAAACAGCGGUUAUACCAAAAGAAGUACUUAAGGAAACAAAUGCAAUGAAAGUAACUAAACGACUGAGCAAUGAGUUUGAAAAGACUGAAGAGACACUAUACUGCACUGCACUAGAAGAAGUUAACGAUACCACUACCUACUUCAGUGCCAAGAAACAACAUAACCUAAGGUCCUCCAGGGCUUCGGAGUCUCCGCCCUGUGACAAACUGGACGAAAAAGAUAAAGAAGGGAAUAUGACUAUGAUAGCGAAACAAAUAGAAGUGAAACUCAAUCUUGGAAAUCACGAAGUUCCCGAAGAUGUAGAAGAUUAUGACAAAGAAAACUGGGACGAUAUCUUCCAGGUUUCACAUUAUGCCAUGGAUAUUUUCAAUUACCUGAAAGAUAGAGAGAGCCAAUUUGAAAUACCCGACUAUAUGGACAGGCAGGUCUGCUUGUCACGCUGGAUGAGAUCCCUCCUCGUCGACUGGAUGGUAGAGAUCCAAGAAAGCUUUGAGCUCAACCACGAAACGCUCUACCUAGGCGUCAAACUUGUCGACAUGUACCUCAGUAAGAUGACUGUCGGAAAAGAAACCUUACAACUAGUUGGAGCAGCCGCCAUGUUCGUCGCCAGUAAAUACGAUGAAAGGAUACCUCCGCUAAUUGAUGACUUUUUAUAUAUCUGUGACGGGGCUUACUCGAGGCGAGAGUUGGUCAGGAUGGAAGUCAGUGUUUUGAAAGUGUGCGGAUUCGAUCUCGGGAUUCCGAUCAGCUACAGGUUUUUGAGACGAUAUGCCAGGUGUGCAAGAAUAACGAUGCCUGUUCUUACAUUGGCCAGAUACGUUUUAGAAUAUUCUCUCAUGAACUAUGAUACAAUUACGAUAAGGGAUUCCAAAUUGGCAUCUGCUGCACUAUACCUGGCUUUCAAAAUGAAAAAUAUUAGUGGCUGGACGAAAACACUGGAGUUUUACACAGGUUACAAAUUGGAAGAAUUCAAAGACGUAGCCAUACUGCUCAACACUGGCUUACAGAAUCCCCCCAAAUCUCAACUGAUGACAGUGCGCAACAAGUACUCGCACAAGAUCUUCUUCGAAGUAGCCAAAACGCCACUCAUCUCCAACGAUGAUCUCUGAUGAAAGCACAUUCCGUUGAACCUGAAAAGACCAUUGAGUACCUCCUAUGAGCAUUCUACUAACCUUUUACCACCGUUAUUCUUGUGACUAUGACUUUUACUCAAUUUUUUUACUCCUUGCUGUGUUACAUAAUGAAUUACCUCUGUGUCGUAUGAUUCCAAAUUAUUUUUAAGAAAAUAUAUUAAUUUAACUAGUA